AUGUCCGACACCGAAGAAGACCAUUACGCCGACGCAAUGGAAGUAGAAGCCGUCGCUGCGGAAGACGAAAUGUCUUCUGCUGAGGACAACGCCGACGAUGACGAAGAAGAAGAAGAAGCGAUCGUGGAAGCCCAAGCGGUGGAAGCCCACAAUGAUGACGACGACGUUGGUGACGAUGAUGACCACAAUAAUAACGAGGAGUUUGCCGCAGUCGCGGCUCCCAUCGAGGACGAAGAAGAUGACGACGACGAAGAAGAAGCCGUAGCUGCGGCGGUGGUGGUAGACGAAGACGAGGAUAGCAAUGAAGUGGACGUGCACACACUUCCCCCCUCCAAGCCAAGACCCACCAAGUCCUCAUCUGGAGCAGCCGGCGGUGCAACUGCCAAAAAGGUGAACAAAAAGAAGAAGACCGCGGCGGCCUCUACCAAAAAGUCAACUGCGAGUAAUUCAACGACCACAACGCAACCGCCCUCCAAAAAGAAAAAGAAGAAAAAGCCCGAAGGGUCGUCCUCCGAACUCGCCGGCUACGCUAAGGUUCCCCCGGAACGUCUCGAAGCCGGUGCCGAUGCCCGUGCCAUGCUCCGCGAAACCGUACCCACGCUACCCAUGGCCGUAGCCGAAACCCAAGUCCGUUCCUUUGGGCAUUUGGUACUGGACAGUCCCAAAGAUGCGGCCGCGCACAGUCGAUUCGCUACUACUAGCGCAUUGUAUCCCAUUGGCUUUUCUUGUGAUCGCUACGAGUUCAGUCCGGUGCACGGUCGCACGCUCAAAUUGCGCUGUUCCAUACUAGACGGUCGAAUCAUCAAACGUAAGCAAAAGGCCUCGGGUCAUCCCGUCUCCAAAAUUCACGAUGGUCCCAUCUUUCGCAUUCUAUGGGGUCGCGGAGUCGACGAGGAAGUGGACACGAUUGAUUAUCCCUUUGAUCCCAAGAUACACGCCCAGCCCGUCGGCCGCAAGGACAAGAGCAGUAGCUCGGCCUCGACCACUUCACUCGGAGCGUUGUUUCUCCCGGAACCCCACAUGCGCGUCAAGGUGCGCUUCGACAAGCAUCAAUAUUUUGGCGGAACAGUCCUUUCGGUGGUCAAACCGGAAGUGACGUCGCCUAAAUUCAAAAAGGCGCGCACGGCAUCGUCAGUGGCAAUCCGCAUUCGCUACGACGACGGAUCCGUCGAAACAAUUCAGUAUCCCGAUCCCGACGUCAAACUAGCCAUGCCAGGUGCCGAAAACGACAUUGACGAUCAAGGACGAUUAGAAUUGACACAGAUCGAUGACAAGCCCGUCAUGUCUGUCGUCGGAGAGUCUCCACUGGAAGCCUGGGGGAAAGUCUUGACAAAACUUGGUCUGCUGGAUGAGAUCAUGCUUGAUAUGGCAAUGGACCAAGUCGUCAAGUCUCGAGCACAAGGUCUACAAGAAGCCAAGCAAAAGCUGGAAGGAAAAUUUCCCUUGCCGCCGCAUCACGUCCCGCGUUCCGUCACCAAGUCCCCCCUUCCCGAUCGAGGAUCUCCUGAUAGUAGAGCGGCUUCACCAUAUCCAGUUUCGUCCAACGGUGACGAUGAGGGUGUAUCGACUCCUGCAAUGGAGGAAUCAAACGAUGGAGAGCAAGCCGUCGAGGCCGAACAAAUAGACGAAGAUCGUGAGCCCAUGUCGGAACGCGAAAAGCAUCUACGGGAAAUGCUGCAGGAGGUGACGGAAGAGUUGGAGGAAGUAGAAGCAGAGGAACGGUCGGCGGCCAUUGCGUUAGCCGACGCACGUAUUCACGCUGUGGGUCCACUUUUGUGCAAUCCUUUCCAUGAUGAUGAGUCUGGGAAGUCGCAGCAAAGUUCGUGGCUGGCUACGGCCGUCCGAAAAGAAAAAACUCGAAUGGGUAGUACCGGUAACAGGCGCAAGGUGGUUACAGCACUCGAUCUGUUGGAGCGCAACGAUACGUUUUACAACGCUGAUAUUGAAGCUUUGAUCGAGGGUCUUCCAGGAAGCGAAUAUUGCGGUGCGUAUGUCUACCAGGCUUUCCGAUCUGGCGGAUCGACUUUAUUGAAUCGUGCAUGGAUCCACGAAGCACAGUUGCGUCAAGAGAAAGAAGCCAUAAAACUUCUCAAGCGCUCGAGAGAGUGUGAAGUCAAGGAACAGCAAGAACAGGAACGCGCUCAAAAGAAGCGCAAACGAGAAGAAGACAGAGAUGAAAAGAAAAGACAAAGGCUGGAGGAGGAAGACCACAGGCGAAAGCUUCGCAUCGACGAACGCCUUUCUAAGCUCAAGCUUCAGGUUGAAGACCGGUUGUAUAAGGAAGCAUCCUUUCAGAGAGAAAGGGCUGCUGCUGUUCUUGCCAAAAGUGUCUCGAAGGAGUUCGUCCGUAGGCGGCGGGCGGCAGAGUUGGUCGCUAGUCAGUCCAUCAUUGAAGAAAAGAAUAGAGCGUCGAUCCGAGGAGCUGAUGCAAUGGUUGCUUUGUCAGCAAUCCCUCCGAUCUCCAAGAUUUACGACGAGGAUUCGGUUCGCGUUUGGAAUUUUAUGUCGACCUUUGGAACCUUUUUUCUUGAGAGAGGCUUUAUCGCCGAGAUUCCCACCUUGGAUUCUCUUCAAGACGCUGUUGACUGCCUUCGUGGUACUUCAAGGGUGACAGCAAUGGCUGCCGAUGACGCUGUGACAUCACUUACUGAUUUAGCCAUUGCUCUCUGCAAGCCUCUGGCUGCUAGUCUGACACGCGUGUUGUUUGCAAGCCUUAUUGCACUGAAUCCGAUUCUGCAAAAAGACUUUGGAGCGGCAUUUUUCAAUGAAGUAAAUGCAACUUCGACAAAGGAUAGAAAAGAAGAGGAGGCUGGCGACGAACCCACAACACAGCCAUCUGACCUUUUACUACCGGUCAACUCAAUGACAUGGCAAGACAUAGCUCGAGUUUCUUUCCUUUCUGAUGCUCUUGGCGAACUUGGAUACGCGAGGCACGAAGCUGCUCACUUAUUGCGUGGAUACAGAAGCGCAGGUCAUCCUAAUUCUAAGGAAGCGCGUCGCCUUCGACAGGCAGAGGACAAUGCAAUUGCUCUUUUGCGUCAAGAGAUUUCAAGUUGUACGGAUGUACAAAAGAGAGAUCCAAAAGUGCCGUUUCGAAUUGAAGUUCCUUGCCGGCCGACUGCUGCUGCACUGGACUUACGCUUCUUCUUGUCGAAUAUCAAGUCGGCAUCUGACAAGGCUUUUUAUGUAAUCCACGACAAUCUAGCCAGCGCUAUUCGUGUACUGCCAUCCUUGCCGCUUGACGAGGCGCUUCUUGUACAGAGCAACCUUGAACAGGCGACAAAUCUAAUCCAAGGUAUUGCUGAAUCUGAGCAUCCUUCAAAAAAUGAAUUGAAAGUGUUACGAAAGGUCCGUAACCUCUGCAUUGACUCGCUUGAAAAAGCAAGUGCAAACAAGUCGACGAAUUGGACAUGGAAGCAACGGCAAGAAGCCACACUUGUCCUUGGUGAUGGGACAAGAACGGUUGCAACUCGUCAAACAAUGGGAUUACUGGAUGGUCUCCUUUUAUGUAAGAGUGAAUUUAAGGAACUUUCGCAUCGGCGGGAGAAAUAUAUGGAAGACGCACUACGUCUGAAGGAAGAAAUGGAACGAGAAAAACUGAAAGACGAAGAUGAUGAGGACGACGAGGACGAGGACGAUGAAGACGACAACGGGGAGAGCCGUGUGGAAAUCGUUGCGCAGAUUGAUUUAAAUCACACCGACAGCCCAAGCGACGCCAAAGAGCUUCGAGAGUCCACAGAUUUACCGGUAAAGAUUGGCAAGGAGACGCCUUACGAUGACUUCUGCGCAGACAUUCCCCUUGCCCCAGAGUUAAUCCGUAGGUGUCUGGCUGUUCUGCGUGCGCUCGCAAUGACCGGGCCAGCGGAACCAUUCCAUUAUCCCGUUGACCCUCAAACCAAUCCCGGAUACUACGAUAUGGUCCUGCAGCCAAUGUGUCUGCGCGAAGCGGGACGGCAGUUGCGAGUUGCUGCCGAUGCUCAUCGGAAAGCCCGCAAUCAGCAUGAUCAAAGCAUUGAAGCUGCUGUCGCUCAAUUUGGUAGGAAUAUACGCCUGAUUGCGCAGAACUGCCUAUCGUACGCGAACGCUGGCCCCACUGUCAUAAGCGCGGGUUCAGAGUUGCUUCGAAUUUUUGAGCGCCUUUUUCUUGACUGGGUACUCGCUCCCGAUCAUCUGCUUCCUUCGUUAAACGAGCUGGAUGAUGAUCGAUGUAUUGAUCACCAUCCGUCAGAUGAGCAAUCAACGGUGUUGCUGUGUGACAGUUGCGAAGGGAAAUUCAACAUCACCCGACUAAACCCCCCGCUUCGGGACAUCCCGAAAGGUGAUUGGUUUUGCCCUCGCUGCGUAAGCGGUCGCUGGUGGGGUCAUCUUGAUCCGCGCAUCGGAAAGAGGGUGAAAGGGGGUACCGACAAUUCUUUUGAAGGUAAUGGGGAAGCUACAAUAGAGAAAUGCGCUUUUAGAUGCCCGGAGAAGCGACAAGGAAAUUCGACUUUGAUGUACCAAGUAAGGUUUAUCGACGGACGUAUUGAACAGUGGUCGUUGGAGAAGCUAGACAGUGCUUUAGCCAUAUCCGGCUUGUCCGUUCCCGCGAUUAAGUGUCUUGAAGCAGUUUCCGAGAGCCCUGGGUAUGGUUAUGGAGUCGACCACGGGCUUCGUGUCGAUCUGGUUCCUGUUCCGCUCAAUCCAUACGUGUCGGACGCGGCUGCGCAGGUCGUAUUAUCAAGCUCGGUCUUUCGCGAUACCAUUACAGCUUCUGCGACAUUGCUUGUGAUCGAUCCUAGAGAAAUGACAGCAUCAGAAUGGCUGAGGCUACUUGUUCUUCUCACUAUGAAAUGCUCCUCAAGUGACGUCAUUCAAAACGUUGUUAGCGAAAUGGAAUCGAAGGCAGCUGAAACUAUGUCUUUAAGUCUCGAGAAACUUUCAAAGGUAACGGAUAUCAAAGACAUCCUACCAGAAGUCAUUGAAGAUGACGGUGACGUCCCUCCAAUUGAAGAGUCUGCAAGUCAUGUUAUAGGCGAGUCGGAUUUUGUUGAAAGUCAGCGAUUUGACACGUCCAAUGGAAAGUCGGAUGAGACUCGACCGUCCACCCCGAAAGUUGAGCGAUUCAGUGUUGUUGAGGCCAGCUCUGUUGAAUUUGUGGAAGACGUUGACAUGGACACGAUGCCAGAUACGCCUGGUUCCAUUUCAACACAAGAAGCCACUCAAGUUGCUGAAGCGAUUCCGAUCAAUCAGGAGAAGGUAGAUAUUCACGUCAAGGCAAAGAAAGCGAAAUCCAAGAGGGACAGAAUCAUCGAGGACAGCAUAGUCGGAUACAAUGUUAAGUCUCAACUUCGCCCUGCACUAGCUUCCUUUGAACAGGACAGUGUGUCGAGUGUGAUUGAUUCCAGCCUAACUAAAAAUCCCACGCUCGACUUUUCAAAGAUGCGUUGCCGUCGUACGGUCUGCCAUUUCUGUGGACUAACAGACGCCGCACUCGGUCUUCCUCUAGUUCGCGUCCCGAACGAAGAAGAAUGGAGCAGUUUGAUAGCUCUAGCAUCAAGAGGUAGACGGACGCAUUUAAUUGCCGAAGUUCCUGCUAUCGACGUUGUUUCCAGUCCCCAUACCAAGCAUAAAGAGCCGAAACUUGUGUCAUUGUCAAUACGUGUCGGCGAAGAGAUUAUUUCAGCCAAAGAGACGCUUUUCACGAAGUUAGACGAUGUUGGAAUGCUUCAACUUAUCCCCAGAUCAGAACAAGGGUUUCAGUCGGAUUUGUUGUUCAAGUACAAUCUUGGUCUUCCGUUUGUGUCUGGCUCGCUAUCCGCCCAUGAAAGUUGUGCUGUAGCUGCUCAUAAUGCACGCAAGGAGAUGAUGAUUGAGAAGUACAGAGCACGACGAGCCGAGCUUGUUGAAAAAGAAGCUGGAAUGGCGUGUGGUCGAACUCUCCAACUCGGACAGGAUCGGAUGGGUCGCACUUUUUGGAAGUUCCUGAGCGACUCAGAGUCUCUUUUUGUCUGUACCGACUCGACUGGAAAGUCGGCUCCAUCCGAUCAACCUGUUUGGCAUCGAUAUUCAUAUCCUGAGAGUAUAGCAAGCGUUUUGGUCGGGCUAGACAAGGAUGAUGUUGUCAAGGACUUAGAAAGGGUGUUCCCCUUUGCGGUUCGCAUGGUGAAGGAAAGAACUUGGACGGAUAUGCUGCUUAAGAAAAAAUUUCCUCAAGUCAGCCAUUUCUUGAGCCGUGGUGCUCACAGCAAUGGGGAUGCUAUGGAUAUCAACGGCGAACGAUCAGUCGAAGUGGAAGGGGGGUUUGAUCCUUACUCUGAGGGCGAGGAAGUGUUGGUGGAGUCGAAGUCCGGAGACCUUCUUUGGGAUGCCAGUGUGAUUGAAGUGUCAACGGGGAGCGGGGAUGACUUGGUCAGAGUAAUUGACGCUUACAAGGUCUCUUACAACGGUUGGAGCGCUCGUUUUGAAGAUUGGGUGAAGCCUAGUCGGGUAAUUGAGCCGAACGAAAAUAACCGAUUAUUGCAGGACGAAUUACUAGAACAGUAUUCGGAGACUCGCGGCGGUUUGCCACCAGCGCUUAACAUGUUGAGGGCGAAGGAUUACCUAAACAUCCGGGAUCGUGCUCGCGGAAAUUUGCCGCUUCCCGAUUUUGCUCGGAUCGCCUACUUGAAUGAAGGCAUGUCAUCGAGCGAAAAGACUUUUGGUUUGGCGAAAGCAGCUCUUCUUGCGGUUGACGCUGCCCUUCCCAUUGGUUCGCUGGAUGCCACGGACAAAGGUCCGUGGCGCUCAACAUACGCAGAACGGUGGAGAUCAAUGGUAAAGAAAGCCGAAGGACCGGCGCAGCUCAUGAGGUGUAUCAUUUUGUUGGAAGAUACCAUCACUGAGGAUUGGAUCAAGCAGGAUCUGGGACACUUGCGCACAGUUUUACCUGGGCGUUGGAAAGCUUUAGGAGAAGCGACACCAGCAGGCCUAGCCAUGCGCAUUAUCCUCUUGGACCGAGCCAUUAUGUACGAAACUGUAGAUCGCAAGCGAUUUUCUUGCAAAAAAAAGCAGAAGUAAUCAAGUUUCGUCAUGAAUGCUUUGUCAGCAAGUAUUAACAGACAAGAUGGACCCACAAAGCCGCACUUUUGGGCUUUGCUAUUGACUGUGACUAUGUUAUCAUUUUUUUGCUGACAACGUCAAUACUACAGUGCCGAGUAGACGUAGAAACAGUUCUGUGAACCCUACACAAAGGCGAGAAAAGUGGAAUCCUCAACAGGAAAUUUGGUGCUUUGGUCUCUUUUGAAGCAAAUAGUCACAGGUUAUUAUGGUUGACAAUUUUGGCAACCUAAUAUCAUUGAUGUAAUAGUAAAAGAAACGUCACACUUUCUAUUCGU
Phaeodactylum tricornutum CCAP 1055/1 is the source of this 7352-nucleotide messenger RNA. RefSeq lists its product with no specific name. Gene Ontology annotation, cellular component: nucleus. Bases 1 to 7035 code for a protein of 2344 amino acids. NCBI's taxonomy places the organism in Eukaryota, Bacillariophyta, Bacillariophyceae, Surirellales, Neidiaceae. The record is from RefSeq and is a predicted model, not a curated record. Gene Ontology annotation, molecular function: protein binding. The transcript has 3 exons.